AUGGCGUCUCGCGCCUCUAGUCUGGGUUAUGAGCUAGACGCAAUCCUCACGGCACUUCCAGCAUGCAAGCGAUGUCGAACUAACAGAAGACGGUGUGACACUCAGCUGCCAUCAUGUGAGAAGUGUACUCGGGCUAAGGUCGAAUGUACAUAUUAUGACCAUGUGCUCCAAGAAGAGCUUCCUCGAAGUUAUAUCGCUUCACUUGUUGAUCACUUGACGCAAGAAAAGGACCCGUCGCCCACUCUGGCAGCCACUGAGAAGCAGUCGACUUUUGACAAACUCCCUGAUCGUGUCUCAGAUACUAAGAAGCACCACUUUGGCUUCUCCGAAGGAUCCUAUCGAUAUCUAGGAGAUCAAUCACCCUUGGUGGAGCUUCGACUUUCAGAUGACUCUUCACAAGAGCUAGACGAUAAGUCCUCUCCAGAAUUUCCACCCUGUGCGGCUCCCACGUAUUCAGCGAUGACUCCAGUUCUACAGCAAUACCUCACUCGAAUCUUCUUCGAUUCCAUACAGCCAAUAUACCCGAUCCUGGAUUCAAAAGCACCCUGGCUAUCCCCAGAAACUCUCACAGAUUCUGAACCCAUCCCCUCACAGGAGUUUGUGCUUCAGAUGAUCAAUGCCAUUGCUUGUCAUUGUGACCGGCAUCACACCUCGUCCUUACUUCCAAUAGCAACUUCUGCUCAUACUCAAGCAUUACAAUACAUUGGCAAGGCAACUGCAGAGCCAUCCAUCUUUACCCUGCAGGUCGCGAUAUUACUGGUCUUGUAUACAUUAUUUGACCCGGCAAGCGGCAACUUGAGCCAACGAAUUGGCUUUGCGACUCGACUCGCGAUAGAUCUCGCCGCAGGAGAUAACGAAGAGCAGCCAUCCAUGUUACCAAGGCUACACCAGAUUAUCUACUGCUUAGAAAGUCACUUCUGUGGCACUUUGGUGCGACCUGCGUCACUUCAAGAACCUUCGACUCCAUUGAUAGCCCUAUCUACUACCGAUCCCCUCGAGCUUCAAUGUAAUUUAUAUCGUAUACAGUCGCAACACCGCACCGGCACUCUGGAAGACACCCUCCGCAAUGCUCUCCGCGACCUCAGUCCCGAUCAAAUCGCAAAUCUACAUCCAAAUAUUGCUUCAACUGUUUGGGAAACACGCCUCACAUUAGAGUCUUCGCCAGCCACCGCCAUCCAAUUGGUCAUAGCAUAUUCAAAUGUCAGGUAUAUUCCGACAUUCUUGACAACUCACUGGGCACUCAAGGCUGGUCGAAUCAUUGUUGAUGCAAUUGCUGUGGGCUCGAAGGCUGAUACCGUUGAGUUGUCGUUGGCUUAUGGAAAACUUGUGAGACUCUUGACCAAAUGGUCGGAAAGAUGGAGCAGUGCCUCAACUUUCUUGGAGAGUCUGCAGUACACUUUAGAUGCAUCAUCAGCAAAGAGUGCAAUUGUCAAUCAAGCAUGGUGACCGAAAUCGCCUGGUGCAUAUUAUCAUGGGCUUAAGUUCUGGCGGUGCGAAGUGUGAUCGACUAAGCGAUGGGCCAGGCCUGUCUGUCAACUCUCUCCGGCAAUCAAGGGCAUGAAUAAGUUUAGUCACAUUAAUUGCG
Exophiala mesophila is the source of this 1585-nucleotide messenger RNA. RefSeq lists its product as uncharacterized. The record is from RefSeq and is a predicted model, not a curated record. Gene Ontology annotation, biological process: positive regulation of transcription by RNA polymerase II. The transcript has 3 exons. Gene Ontology annotation, molecular function: DNA-binding transcription factor activity, RNA polymerase II-specific; zinc ion binding; sequence-specific DNA binding. Lineage: Eukaryota; Fungi; Ascomycota; Eurotiomycetes; Chaetothyriales; Herpotrichiellaceae. The coding region runs from base 1 to 1446 and encodes 481 amino acids.